Messenger RNA from Perognathus longimembris pacificus (Pacific pocket mouse), 1703 nucleotides. It is a transcript of the gene Gjb7, whose product is annotated as gap junction protein beta 7. The transcript is spliced from 2 exons. Gene Ontology annotation, cellular component: connexin complex. The record is from RefSeq and is a predicted model, not a curated record. Gene Ontology annotation, biological process: cell communication. Bases 502 to 1224 code for a protein of 240 amino acids. NCBI's taxonomy places the organism in Eukaryota, Metazoa, Chordata, Mammalia, Rodentia, Heteromyidae.
UGUUCAUUCCAAAAAUACUUCUUAACGUAAUUUGUCUUUUCAGGCUUCUAAUGUGUGGGCUUACUCAUACUGUUCCUUCUGUAAGAGAGAAUGUAAUAGAUUCCAGUAGGUGUGCUGUUAUAACAAUAUUCCAAUUUUCUUUUCCCUUUGGCUCUCUUUACAACAUUAUUUCUGCUAUACUUUGUUAGCUGAUUCUGUGGGGAAAAAGUAAUUUUCAUAAUAGAAAAUACGACUUGAAAAGGUAAUUUUUUUCUCCUGAGAAAUCAGAAUUCGUGGCAGGCCUGGGGUACUGUCCUCCUGCAUCUGUGACUUUGGAAGAGUGGCUUCAUUUCUCAGACUCAGCUUCCUCAUUUCAGAAAACAAAAUCAUAACCACCAUAAACAAACAGGAAAAACAAAACAAAACUACCUUUUCAGAUGGCGGUGAGAGACCAACUCAAAAGUACUGAAGAGAACUGAACACACCCUGGGCCUGACUCUUUCCUUCUUGUGAGCCUGAGUCAUGAGUUGGAUGUUCCUCAGAGACCUCCUAAGUGGAGUAAAUAAAUACUCAACUGGGAUUGGGCGUAUUUGGCUGGCUGUUGUGUUCAUCUUUCGUUUGCUGGUCUACAUAGUGGCAGCAGAGCACGUGUGGAAGGAUGAAGACAAGGCAUUUGAGUGCAACACUCGGCAGCCUGGUUGUGAAAAUGUGUGUUUUGACUACUUCUUCCCCAUCUCCCAGGUCAGACUUUGGGCCUUACAACUGAUCAUGGUGUCUACACCGUCUCUCUUGGUGGUCCUACAUGUAGCCUAUCGCCAGAGUAGAGAGAAAAGGCACAGAAAGAAACUCUAUGUUAGCCCAGGCACCAUGGAUGGUGGCCUAUGUUACACUUACCUGCUUAGUCUCAUUGUGAAAACUGGCUUUGAAAUUGGCUUUCUUGUUCUAUUUUGUAAAUUAUAUGGCAGUUUUAGUGUUUCCCACAUUAUGAAGUGUGAUUUGAAGCCCUGUCCCAACACUGUGGACUGCUUUGUCUCCAAACCCACUGAGAAAACAAUCUUCAUCUUCUUCUUGGUCAUUGCCUCAUGCUUGUGCAUUGUGUUGAAUGUCACUGAACUGAGUUUUUUGGUUCUCAAGUACUUUUUCAAGUGCAGUCUCCACAAACAUUCUAAAAAGCUCAAGUGCUCAGAACACAAGAGCCAUCAUCCCAGCUAUGUUGAAUGUGGUGAGGUGGGGGCCCCUCCAUGACUUUAUAACCAUCAUUUAGGCUUGGCUGUAGGUACAUACCAGCAAUCUGAAGCAACAUUACUCUUUAACACAUAAGAGAAUUAAACAAAGAAAUCUUGCAUCCUUCCUAAGCAAGAUCUUAACUGGGUUGGAAAACUAGGAGUAUUAGUGUUAAUAUUAUUUGGGAGAAAUUAAAAGAAAUUAAACAUCUUUCAGUGCUGAAUGCUGAAGAGGACUCCUUGUCUUGUUGUAGAGUUCUUCUUGGACAAACAAGUUGUGUUUUUACUAGUUGUAAAUUAAUCUAAAGACAUGGAACUAACAGCCAGGUGCUGGUAGCUCAUACCUGUAAUCCCAGGAGGUUGAGAUCAGAUGAUCUAGGUUCAAAGCCAGCCCAGCCAAAAAAAAAAAAAAUAUCAUGAGACUUUUAUCUCCAAUCAGCCAACAACAAAAGCCAGAAGUGGAGGCUUGGGUCAAGUGUAGAGCAAGGAAGACAAAGUCAA